CGGGAGGAUGGGGCAGAACGGGACUGCCAUGGAAGGUAUUUUUCAGUUGGAAGGAGGGGAGGGUAUCGUUAUCAUAGAGGUCACAAGCCUAUCAGAAGAGGGUACUGAUAGGCGAAGGGAGGGGCAGGUGUUGGAGAUGACCGAAGCGAAGGAAGGAAGUUUCAAAAUGGAACAAAACGACAUAUGUGGAAACGAAUGUAAUUCUGCAGAGAACACAAAUGGACAGAUAACUUUAACUGCCAAAACUGUUUGAAAUGGACCUAACGGGAGCGUGUCUAUGUUCCCCGGGUCCUAUGUUCCCCGGGUCCUAUGUUCCCCUCUUUGUAUGAGACUGGGGAACAUAGGACCCUUUUUUGAAAAAAGGGUCCUAUGUUCCCAGCUUUUCCCAAUGAGGGUCCUAUGUUCCCUGAUAUGUAUGUGACCGGGGAAAAUAGGACCCUGUUUCAAAUAAAGGUUCCUAUGUUCCCCGGUCUGUUACUUUUUCCACCAUUACUGCCAAAUUCCGGCCGAGAUAACCACCAUUGCAUGUCUUUACCUUUUGUGGAAGAGGGAGAGACAUCGGAGAACCCGACGCAGUCUAUUCAUAAUAUUGUAAUGACCACGGAAGAGGCAGUGAAUGAAGUAUUGAUUAGACAGAUUUAUUAGAUAGGCCUACCUAAUAAACCGUUGGAACACACAAGACCGGAAACCAUAGCAACGCCGGUAGACAAACUCCGAGAAGCCCAAUCCCUACGAGAGCUCCCCGCGCUACGGCCAUCCGGAGGCGCACAAAGCUUUUGGCCGUGAUAUUAUAUUUCUCCUCCAUGCUGCAGUUCACCCCGGACUGCACUGCACUGAGUUGGCCGGUUGAACGCUGAUUGGCUGUCAUCACGCGAAUGUCGCGUCUAAGUUUAAAUAUUUUUAAAGAUUGAUAGAUUGCGGGGAACAUAGGACAAUUUACCCAGAAAAGGGUUCUAUGUUCGCCGCAACAGUGGGGAGCAUAGGACCUUUUUUCAGAAAAAGGGUCCUAUGCUCCCCGGUAUGUAAUGCUACACACGGGAACAUAGGACCCUUUUUGGGAAAAACGGGGACCCGGGGAACAUAGGGAUGACCCCGACCCAACUACACCUGACACUCAAGAAAUGCCAUUUUCCAAGUGAUUAAAAUCAGAUGGGUUUAAGAGUGUGUGUAUGUGCGUGUGUGUGUGUGCGUUUAGGUAUGUAGUGUGUGUGCUCUUUAACCAGUUCACCUUAGAACUCAAAGAGAAAACGCUUCAAGACAAUUGCUACUGUGCUUAAUGCCGUGGUGCGGUCUCGGUUUAUAGACCUACUCUAUGGAGUAGGCCUACAUAAGCUAUUUGUGUAAUACAGCUCACCCUCACAAGAAAUACUAGUCAUAAUUAAUAAAACUCUUGAUACAUUGUAACCUUAUUUGAAUUAUUCAUUGAGUCAGGGUUUUUGUAAAAUAUUGAACAGCGGGAGAGUAUAGGCGAUGGUGUUUUUUCUUUUCUUAUUUACGUUCCGUUUCCCAUCGUCUGUUUUAAAACUCCGAGAAACUAUCCAAUAAUUAUCUAUGUUUUUAAUCACGCUUACGUUGUAACCCUUACAUAUAACUGCUUAACUAUUAAGUAGAAUAUAUUCGAAUAUAUUGUCUAUAAAUUAAUAAUACGACGUGGGGAACCCAUCCCCAAGUCUUGACUCCCCGGUGGGGAAUUAAACGAUUUCCGAGUUGUUCCGAACGCAUCUUACUGUUCUAGUCCCAUCCAUCGUACGGAGUUAUAAUUAUGCCUACGAAAAUGGCGUAAAUGGAUGCACUUAGGAUGUGUGGCUGCACUUAGAUCUGGUAUUCCAGAUCCUUUAUUUGACACGACUUGGAAGUCAUACAAUCCCAAGUUGGGACAACCAAUUGCUUCAGUACAACAAACAGUGGAUACAGAUAUUGUUACGUCCACUUUGAACACUACUCGUCACAACCGCAAACGAGCCCCUGUAUGAAUUCAACGCAUAAACAUGGUGAAGUUGGAGCUGGAUCAAGUGGUGGUACGGAGGAUGAAGGAGGAUGACAUAGACACUGUCAAAGCACUCAUCAAGGAAGGAGGUGAAGGAACGGAGAACCGCCUCAUCCUCCACGUCCUCACCCGUCCUCUGUGUCUCUUCGUCCUCGCUAUCAUUUCCUCAGUGCUCCGCUGCGUCGUCCACUCCUUCAUCUUGGCACUGGCCAUACCCGUCUUCCUGCUCAUCGUCUUCCUGAAGAUCACCAUGCCGAGGGCCACGGGGGUCCUGGGCACCAGCCGGCCCUGCUGGGACUACGUGGGCAGCAGCCUCAGGGGGGCCGGGGACGAUAUCCUGGAGAACCCCUACACCAGGAUCAGCGGCAAGACAGCAACCACACAAAAGCCAAAGCGGAGGAUGAAACCCAAGACCACGGAGGAGGCGUCCGCCCCGUCGGAGAGGAUCGACCCUGACCGGGAGGAGGCGGCGGGCCAGGUGUGGCUGGCCGACUGCGACGGCGAGAUCGCCGGCUGCGUGUGCCGGGAGAGUGAGAAGCGCCCGGGGACCAGGAGGAUCUGCAGGGUGGUGGUGGGCUCCUGGUACCGUAGGGAGGGCCUUGGUCGCCUCCUGGUCCAGAGCCUGGAGCACAGGGAGCGGGAGGCCGGGGUCUGCAGGCUCUACGCCCACGUGCCGUUCCCGUCCACGCUUGGGGAGGUGUUCUUCAGGAAGCUGGGCUACCGGCCGCUGGGAGAGCGGACCGGAGAAGAAGGCGAGGUGGAGGAUGAGGAGGUGAAGGUGGAGAGGCCAGAAAGGGGAUUCCUGGGUUUCCCCCUAACCAAGGUGUAUUUCAAAGACCUCUGAGGACGUUCAGGUAGCCUCUAGAAGAACUACACGUGGGAAAUGUUGAGGGACUAAAGAGAAAAGACUAAAUUUGGCAAUCAAGUGUACAUGUAUACUUCAGAGACCAGUGUAACUACAUCAGCUAUUUGCGUCUGUUUCAUUAUUUAUUUGAAUCCCUUUGUUAUUUAUAAUCAGUAUUUAUUCAUGGUGUCUUGUUCUUAUUUUGUUGCUAAUUUUCUAAGGAGAGUGGAAAUGUUUGGAUUCUUGUUUGUGAUGAAGUAAAAUACUUUAUGGAAAAGUGUUUCAAAUAUUUUUCUGUGUGUGUGCAUGUGUCUGUUGAUGUGGCUUUGCAUAUGUGGCCACUUGCGGUUUGUGUGUGCUUCAGCAGGUACCUUAAGGAACUGGUGAUAAGCAGAUUCAUCACAUUUACACUUCAGCCA
Molecule: messenger RNA, 3250 nt
Organism: Gadus chalcogrammus (walleye pollock)
Lineage: Eukaryota; Metazoa; Chordata; Actinopteri; Gadiformes; Gadidae
Gene: nat14
Product: N-acetyltransferase 14 (GCN5-related, putative)
Exons: 4
Coding region: 1989-2831 (280 amino acids)
Molecular function (GO): N-acetyltransferase activity
Source: RefSeq, a predicted model, not a curated record